Molecule: messenger RNA, 2853 nt
Organism: Macadamia integrifolia
Lineage: Eukaryota; Viridiplantae; Streptophyta; Magnoliopsida; Proteales; Proteaceae
Product: disease resistance protein RPV1-like
Exons: 5
Coding region: 1-2853 (950 amino acids)
Biological process (GO): defense response; signal transduction
Molecular function (GO): ADP binding
Source: RefSeq, a predicted model, not a curated record
AUGAACAACCAAGGAGACAAAACCUCUUCUUCUUACUCUCUCCCCCGUCCAUGGACCCAUGAAGUCUUCUUGAGCUUCAGCUGUGAAGACACACGUAAGGGAUUCACUGACCACCUCUACGCCGCUUUGACUCGGGCCGGGAUUAACACAUACAGAGACGAGAAUGAACUCAGGAGAGAAGAAGAUAUCUCCUUGGAAAUGGUGAAAGCCAUUGAAGAAUCAAGGAUUGCACUAAUAGUUUUCUCCAAGAAUUAUGCUUCUUCAAGAUGGUGCCUCGAUGAGCUGGUGAAGAUCCUUGAAUGUAAGAGAAUAAUCGGUCAAACGGUUCUGCCGAUCUUUUAUUACGUGGAUCCAUCUGAUGUUCGGAAACAGAGUGGGACUUUUGCGCAAGCAUUUGAUAGGCAUGAGAUUCAGUUCAAGUUGGAGACGGAGAAGGUGGCGAGCUGGAGGAAAGCACUCACUGAAGCAGCGAAUUUGUCUGGGUGGGAUUUGCAGAACAUUGCAAAUGGGUAUGAGUCAAAAUUUAUCCAGAAGAUUGUCGAUGAAAUCUUAACUAAAGUAAAUCAAACACCAUUGUUUAUUGCCAAAUAUCCAGUUGGAAUAGAUUCUCGUGUGGAAAAGGUCAAUGUGUUGCUAGAUAUUGAGUCAAAUGAUGUUCGCAUCAUUGGGAUUUGCGGCAUGGGUGGAGUGGGUAAGACAACCAUUGCUAAGGCCAUUUACAAUCUAUUAUUUCUCCAAUUUGAAGGCAGCAGCUUUCUUCCAAAUGUUAGGGAAUCUUCAGAACAACCUAAUGGUCUAGCCCAUUUGCAAGAACAUCUUCUUUUUGAUAUCCUACAUAAAGAGAAUUUACAAAUAAGGUAUGUUGCUAGGGGAGUAAACGUUAUUCGAGAAAGACUCCGAUGCAAAAAGGUUCUUAUUGUUCUUGAUGAUGUAGAUCAAUUGUAUCAGUUUAAAGCAUUUUGUGGAGGAAGAACAUGUGAUUGGUUUGGCCCAGGAAGUAGAAUCAUUGUAACCACUAGAGAUAAGGAUCUGGUAAAGCAAAUUGGAGUGGAAGAAGUAUAUGAAGCUGAAGAAUUGGAUUUUUGUGAAUCUCUUGAGCUUUUCAGUUGUCAUGCCUUUAGAAAAAACAGUCCAAUAGAAAAUUACAUAGAGCUUUCAGAAAGCGUGGUGAAAUAUGUUGGAGGUCUUCCAUUAGCUCUUGAGGUCAUUGGUUCUUCUUUAUUUUCAAAAAGAAGCAUACUUGAAUGGGAAAGCACCAUAAAUAAAUUAAAAAAUGUUCCUCACAAUCAGAUUCAAAGUAUAUUGAGAUUGAGUUUUGAUGCACUAGAUGAGACACAGAAGGAUAUACUUCUUGAUAUUGCAUGCUUCUUUAUUGCAAGGGAUAAGGAUGAUGCAAGCAGAAUAUUAGAAGGUUGUGGUUUCUUCCCAGACAUUGGAAUUAGAGAUCUCGUCCAAAGGUCUCUCAUAACAAUUGAUAAUCAAAAGAAGCUCAGGAUGUAUGAUCUACUUCGAGAUAUGGGAAGAGAAAUUGUUCAUGAAGAAUCUCCCAAAGAGCCUGGAAAGCGUAGUAGAUUGUGGUUUCAUGGGGAUGUCCAUGAUGUAUUAAAUAAAAACAAGGGAACAGAACCUGUUGAAGGCCUCAUCCUUGAUAACUCUUCUCAAUUAUUUGAAGUGCCUUUGAGUACCAUGGCAUUUAAAAAUAUGCACAAAUUAAGGUUGCUCCAAAUCAAUUAUCUACAACUCAUGGGAAGUUAUGAACUUCUUUCUAAAAAGCUAAGAUGGCUAUGUUGGCAUGGAUUCCCUUUGACAUCUAUACCUUCUAGUUUCAACUUGGAUAAACUUGUUGAUCUUGACAUUCAACACAGCCGCAUUAAAAUUGUUUGGAAGGAAUUCAAGCUACUCAAAAAUUUGAAAGUCCUAAACCUCAGUCAUUCUAGUUGCCUUAUCAAAACCCCCAACUUCAUAGGGCUCCCAAAUCUUGAGAAGUUGAUCCUUGAGAGUUGUAAGACAUUGCUUGAAAUUCACCAAUCCAUUGGGUUCCUUAAUAAACUGAUUUUCCUUAAUCUGAAGGACUGCAACAACCUAGUAAAUCUUCCAAGAAGCAUUUGUAAGUUGACAUCUCUUGUAAAUCUUACCCUCACCGGCUGCUCGAAACUCCGUAAUUUACCUGAGGAACUGGGUAAUAUGGAAUCUUUAAUGGAACUUCAUGCAGAUGGAACUGCUAUAACAAAAUUACCCCUUUCCAUUUCACAUUUGAGAAACCUCAAAUCCUUAUCUUUACGUGGAUCUAAAGGACCUCUUUCAAGAUCAUGGUAUUCAUUAUUUUCAUCAUGGAGAUCACCAAGGAUGGCUCCUAAUCUUAUAAGUACCCCAGUCUUGGCUUCUUUUUCUGGUUUACACUCCCUAAGAGAGCUAGAUCUUGGCUACUGCAAUCUGUCAGAUGGUGCAAUUCCAUUUGAUCUGGGAAGCUUAUUGUCAUUACAAACCAUGAAAUUAAGUGGAAACAAUUUCAGAAGCCUACCAGCCAGCAUUAAUCACCUUUCUCGUCUGGAACUUCUUAUUGUAGAUCAUUGCGCGAGGCUUGAUCAACUCCCUGAGCUUCCAUCAAGUUUAGUGCUGUUGGCAGCAAAAAGUUGCACAUCAAUGGAGAGAAUGCCAGUCAACAUGGGUCUUCUUUCUAAGCUGUCUAGUGUUUCGUUGAAUGAUUACACAAGGUUGAAAUCUCUCCCUGAAGAUCUCCCAUCUAGUCUAAGAAGCUUGAGUAUAGAAUCUUGCAAAUCAUUGGAAGGCUUACCUAAUUUUGCUUCAGUCACUUCCAGAUCUUUCUACAAGUUUAAGAAAUCUGUUUGCUGA